CUCUUUCUACUUACGUUUACUCUACUAUAAAAGAAAGGAUUCAUGCAUCCAUGUGGAUAGUGUACCAUCUAAUUCAAUAGAUCUCUCCAUCCACAAAUUAAAUACCAAAAUAAAUCCUUGUUUGUUUCUCAAGAAAUGAAUUAUUUUAUUUAGCAUUAUAAAUACACUCACCAUACAUCCAUUUCAUCACAAACCAAACAAUAUCUCAAUUCUCAAAUCUUCAUAAAAAUAGAAAUGUUAUACACUUUUUUAUCCAUUUUUGCUACUUUUUUCUUGUUCUAUAAAAUCAUUCAAUCCCUCAAACCAAACAACAAAAAACUCCCACCAAGCCCACCAUCAUACCCAAUAUUGGGCCACUUACACCUUCUAAAACCCCCAUUCCACCGUACACUCCAAUCUCUAGCCCAACGCUACGGCCCAAUCUUCUCUCUCCAAUUGGGCCUUCAACGGGCCUUGGUAGUUUCCUCCGCAUGGGCCGCCGAAGAAUGUUUCAGUCAAAACGACGUCGUUUUUGCAAACAGGCCAAAAUUCAUAAUAGGACAACAUCUAGGAUACAACUACUCAAUUAUUAUCUGGUCCCCAUAUGGGGACUACUGGCGGAACCUACGACGUGUUACAACCAUUACCAUGUUAUCCAUGAGACGGAUAAACGAAGCGGGUCCGACCCGGAAACUUGAGAUCCGAAACAUGAUAAUGGAUCUUCUAGAAACCUCAAAAGGUGGGAGUGGGAGUGGGACCCAGAAAGUGAAUAUGAAUGAAGUACUUAGUAAACUUGCAAGAAAUUUUGUAAUGAGGAUAGUAAAUGGAAAAUCAUGGGAAACAAUGAUUAUAAAACCACCUGAAAAUUUGAUGAAUAUUUGUGAUUUUUUGCCAAUUUUAAGAUGGGUGGAUUUUAAAGGGAUAGAGAAGGAUAUGAAGGAGAAACAGGUUGAAAGAGAUGAGUUUUUACAAAGUUUGGUUGAUGAAAUUAGAGAAAGUAGGAAGAAAGGUGAGAAUUUAGGGAUGAGUACUUUGAUUGAACAGUUGCUGGAUUUGCAACAAGCUGAACCUGAUCAAUACUCUGAUGAAACUAUCAAAGGAAUCAUUUUGGUAAUGUUACUAGCAGGAUCAGAAACCACAGCACGAACCUUAGAAUGGGCAUUAUCAAACCUCAUUAACCACCCAGAAAACCUCGCGAAAGCAAGAACAGAAAUUGACCUCCAUGUAGGCAAGGAACGAUUAGUAGAUGAUUCUGAUCUACCGAAAUUAACGUAUACACGUUGUAUUGUGUACGAAACUCUAAGACUAUUUCCGGCUGCACCACUUUUAGUACCUCAUUUUUCGUCACAAGAUUGCACCAUUGGAGGGUAUCACGUACCAAAAGGGACAAUACUUUUCGUAAAUGCUUGGGCUAUACAUAGAGAUCCGACCUUAUGGGAUGAGCCUACCGUGUUUAAGCCCGAGAGGUUCGAAAAGGAGAAAGAAGGGUUUAAGUUUAUGCCCUUUGGAAUUGGAAGGAGAUCUUGUCCAGGGAAUAAUAUGGCUCUUAGGAAUGUUUCAUUGACAUUGGCUACUCUUAUUCAGUGCUUUGAUUGGGAAGCAGCUGAGAGUGGAUCAAUUGAUCUAACCGAAAAGCGUGGUGCUGGUGCUAUCAUUGUCCCUAAGCAAAAGCCAUUGGAGGCUAUAUGUCGACCUCGACCUUCAAUGGAGGAUUUCCUCGCCAAAUUUUAGAGGGUGUUUAAAAAAUUGGUUGUUAGCUGUUAAAUGGUUUUGUAGAUUGCUUUGCCAAUUUACAGCACUGGUUAUUUUUGUUAUUUAUUAAGUUAGUUGUAUAAGUUAAUUGUUAUAGGCGUACAAUUUGAGGAUGAGUAUCGAUAAUGUUGCUAUAUUUUCUUUGGUAAUGGUAUGUUGUAUAUGAAUGUAUUGUAUGUGUGGUUGUAUCUUAAUAGUUAUAUAUGAUCAAUUAUUAUUUUCUAAA
Molecule: messenger RNA, 1957 nt
Organism: Amaranthus tricolor (Joseph's coat)
Lineage: Eukaryota; Viridiplantae; Streptophyta; Magnoliopsida; Caryophyllales; Amaranthaceae
Product: cytochrome P450 81Q32-like
Exons: 2
Coding region: 235-1710 (491 amino acids)
Molecular function (GO): oxidoreductase activity, acting on paired donors, with incorporation or reduction of molecular oxygen; iron ion binding; heme binding
Source: RefSeq, a predicted model, not a curated record